Vicia villosa (hairy vetch) is the source of this 798-nucleotide messenger RNA. Its product is annotated as 17.5 kDa class I heat shock protein-like. NCBI's taxonomy places the organism in Eukaryota, Viridiplantae, Streptophyta, Magnoliopsida, Fabales, Fabaceae. Gene Ontology annotation, biological process: protein complex oligomerization; protein folding; response to hydrogen peroxide. The coding region runs from base 141 to 617 and encodes 158 amino acids. The record is from RefSeq and is a predicted model, not a curated record. The transcript has a single exon.
AGGAAAAGUAGAAAUGUAGAAGUCUCUAUGAGUUUCUAGAACGUUCAAAGCAAGGGAAUCCAUUCAUUCAUAAACACCUUCCAGACUUAGCGUCCAACAAUAGUACAUGCUAAGUUGUUACAGAAUCAAUCUUUGGAAGGAUGUCGAUAGUACCCAUCAACGAAGGCCAAGGAAACGCUUCCAACUCCAACUCCAACUCCUCUCUGAACUUAUGGGAUCCAAAUUCCAUGUUACAGUGGGACCCUUUCAUGGAUUUUCACCUCCCACUCUCUUCUCCCUUUUCCAAUUUCUUCCCUGACUUCGGCUUCGGAUCAUCCGUAAACACCCGUCUGGAUUGGAAAGAAACACCCAGAGCUCACAUAUGGAAGAUCGUGCUUCCUGGUUUCACCAACGAAGACGUGCUGGUCGAGCUCCAAGACGAGAGGAUGCUUCAGGUUAGUGUUGAGAGUGGGAAUUUCAUGAGCAGGUUCAAGAUUCCUGAUGAUGGUAACCUUCAUCAGCUUAAAGCUAAUAUGAUUAAUGGCGUUCUUGUUGUCACUGUUCCUAAACUUGAACAAUCCGUUGGUUCUGGAGCAGGCAGGAACAUUAGAGUCGUUGAAAUUGAAGGCACCGACUAAUUAAUAAUUAUGUGUUUCUUCAGUUUGUUUCCUUAACACUAAGUAGUACUAUGGUUAUGUAUCUCUGUUUCUUUAUGUAGAUUUAUAAGAGUGUUAUCUGCUACCAUGCUAUAUGUUAUGGUAUUAACUAUUAUGAACGCAUAUAUUGUAUCUAUAGAUCUUAAUAAACAUUAAUUAGUUA